AAAAAGCGUAGCCAUUUUAGAAAAUCAAAACAGAGUGAAAAUUUCGGUGCACCCGUCGGCGGUGCAGAAAAAGUGUUUUUUCGUGCGUGAAUCGAUUGUGAAACCGAUCGGAAAAUGUUUUAAUCGAAUGAAAAUCUACCGCUGGAGCAGGAACCAUGUGGUUACGGAGCGAAACCAGAGACCGAAGGCUGCGUUCGAGCAGUUCUCGAAUAACAGUGAAAAAUAAAAGGCAUGCUAAGUCCCAACAGAAAGUAAAACGCAGUCACACGGAUGUAAUAAUCACGCGGCGGAGUACCCACCUGCAACUAUCGGAAGGUGGAAGCCGUGGCCGUACGGUCAUAAGCGCCAUUGGGGCCAUCACACGUACUUCUACGCGGUCCGGCAAUAGAGUUAGUCCGAAGCGUACGCUAAAGGCUGGUCGAAGGAUCAGCAAGCCUGCGACCUUAAGCGGUGAUCAUGGUGCAAUCUCAGAGGAUUGCAAGGAAAACUGCUGGCAGGAUAGCAAUGAUCUCACCCUAUUCGAUUCCUCCGUCAGUCUUAAGAAUCAAUAUGAAAGCACUACUAUAUACUCGAAGAAGGGCGACGAAAUCGGAUCGCCCGACGAUUGUAUCAAUCAGUUCGGAGUGAUCAGCUAUGAUUCAAGCAAAUCAACAACGGCGACAAUUAUCUCGACUGGUGGAGUUAGCAAUUCUCAAUCGGUUGAACCACUUAAGUCAAAGUGCAUCACCGAGUGCGACAGUACAACUGAAAUAGGUUGCGAUGUAAGUUAUCCAUCAACAUCGGGGUCUUGCAACAGGCGUCUCAAAAGUCCACUUGAGAAUGUAUCGCUUUCCGUACAACAAGACAUUGUGGUUCCGGAGGUGGAUUCAACAACUGACACUAUUCCAGAUACCACCAAUGAACUGACAACGGCUGCCUCCAAAAUCAUCUCUUCGUUUCCAUCGUCAGCAUCUUCGUUGUCUUCGUCGUCGUCGUCUUCAUCAUCAUCAUCGUCAUCUUCCUCGUUGUCCUCCACUUUCCAGCCGACUGGUUACAGCAGUUGUUCGUCCGUGUCUGGUGCUGAUGACCAGCCGGCUUCCAGCAGUUAUUCGCCCAACGCAACCGCUACGGAUUUGAUCUCGAUGUUCGACGACGAACACUAUAGAAACUCGGCAGAACUUUGUCAAUACACAGAUUUUCUGCCGUAUAAUACUUUAUUUACGCAAGCUCUGCUUAGUUGUGGCGACGUUUCGAGCCUCAAUCUCAACUGCAACCAAGUGCUUUCAGAGAACAUUACAACCGGUAUGAAUGAAACAGGGUUCCUUUCGUCAAUCAACCCGACGGCUAUCGAAAAUUUGAAAGCGUUGACUAAUUUCCAAACCGUGAAUGCUUCUGAUGAAGCAGGACCAAGUUCGAGUGGCGCCUAUCUUACAGAAAUCGGUGUGCGUGUCAACGAAUUGACCACCUCAAUUGGUCACGGGGAUGGUCAUCCGGAGAAUGCAUCGUUGAUCCAUAAUAUUGAAUGCAAUGAAACGAUUCCAAUGUGCGGCGAUGAAUGCGAAAAUGGAAUGCAGUUGGAAUCUGACGAAUGCAUGGAGAUCGAGGAAUCCAACGAUGGUCAGCAUGAGCAUGUCACCUGGGAAACGUUCGAUCCGUACGUGUUCAUCAAACAUCUACCGCCGUUGACGUGCGAGAUGCGUUCCAAAUGUCCUGCGCUGCCACUGAAGACACGCUCCAGUCCGGAGUUCAGUCUUGUGCUUGAUCUCGACGAAACGCUGGUGCACUGCAGCUUACAGGAGCUGUCGGACGCUAGCUUCAAAUUUCCGGUGCUAUUUCAGGAUUGCAAAUAUACGGUGUUUGUUCGUACGCGGCCAUUCUUCCGCGAGUUUCUCGAGAAGGUUUCGCAACUGUUUGAAGUUAUCUUGUUUACUGCCUCCAAGCGGGUAUAUGCCGAUAAGCUGCUGAAUUUGUUAGAUCCUGAGCGGCGGCUUAUAAAAUAUCGUUUAUUUCGUGAGCAUUGUGUACUAGUCAAUGGCAACUAUAUCAAAGAUUUGACCAUUCUAGGGCGGGAUCUGUCCAAGACGAUCAUCAUUGACAACUCCCCGCAGGCAUUUGGGUAUCAACUGGAGAAUGGUAUCCCCAUAGAAAGUUGGUUCAUGGAUCAGAAUGAUUCGGAGCUGAUGAAGAUAUUACCCUUUUUGGAACGACUUCAUGAAAUGAGGGAAGACGUGCGACCCCACAUCCGUGAAAAAUACCGUCUGUUCUCUUACUUACCACCGGACUAAGUUUGCUAGAGGAUAAACGGAUAGCUUAAGCGAAUGUGUAUCUCCCUGGGCAAGUCGUUUGUACUGUUCUCCUACACUACAAUGUGUAGCACUAAAUUGAAAUCUUAACCUAAGCGAAGCAACUAGAUAAAGAAAAUGAAUUACCUAAACAUACACAUUUAGACAAGGGUACACCAAACUACAUGGAUAAGUAACGAAACAAAUUUCGAUGAACACACACACAAACACACACACCCACGUAGAAUACAUUUCUAGAAAUUUAAGCGUCUGGAUGUUGAAAAAUCAGAAAUCACAAGUAAAACAAAUAACCGUACAGUACAGAAGUAAUUUUAAGGUUGAUUAACAAAAGAUCGAGCAAAUUAGAAUUUUUCCUGACCCAUUUGUAAAAGUUACUGUUUUUCACCUAGUUUACAGUGGGUUUAAAAUCCUUGAAAACAUUAAGCAUUAACAAAUGUAAGUUGACUAAUGGAACAAAGCAAACGUUAGCGUAGAAUGCAAUAUGAUAAAAAGUAAUCUAUACAAAACAAAAUAUUUAAUUAGAGUCGUAGCGAUUAGAUUUGCAAAAAAAGAUAAAGCAUGAAAUAAGCAAAAAGAAGCAACAUUUUACACUGAAUUCUUGAACGAUUAAGUUGUGAGCAUAUAUCAUUGUUUAUAUUGUCUUAUACAAAGCGAACAUUAUUGUUAUAAAUAAUUUGAUAUUAUUUUUAUUUAUUGAUUACUUGCGUGUAUCAUUGCUGUAUGAUAUGAUUAUUUUAAGAUGAUCAAAUUAUAUAUUGUUGUAUUGUGUACAGAAAAAAAUAACAUGAAUUGAAUCUUGGAUCAAAACUUACAACAGAACACUUCAAAGCUCGUUCUUAUUACCGUGAUGAUAAAAAAGAAUGUCCAUAUUCUUUUGUUUCUUCGAGUUCCUUCCAAUCUGAAAAAGAGCUUAUCGCUUCCUAGUUUCAACUGUUGUUCCAAUAAGUUCCACUCUUUUGAUGGUCUGCUGUUAAUAGUAAAACAUGGUCAUUUAAUGUAGCACCUAAUAUGACAAUCGCACAUGGAGUCCGUUGACCCAAUGGUGUUUCAUCAACUAAACUGGUUUGUGACCAUGAUGUUUGUUUCGAAGCGGAGUCAAUGUGACAAAUCAGUAACCUAUUGUCUUGGAAACAAGGACCAUUAUUUUUCAAAAAUGUUGGUAACAAGCCUCAAAGGCCUAUUUCUUUGAGAUGAAUACGAAACCAAAUUAUUCCCCAAUUGCUUGGAACAGUUUUAACAGGAAGUCUAAAAUGGUAAUAAAAUGAAAAUUUCACUAA
Ochlerotatus camptorhynchus is the source of this 3559-nucleotide messenger RNA. RefSeq names its product CTD small phosphatase-like protein 2. The transcript is spliced from 6 exons. Gene Ontology annotation, molecular function: phosphoprotein phosphatase activity. The record is from RefSeq and is a predicted model, not a curated record. Bases 156 to 2264 code for a protein of 702 amino acids. Lineage: Eukaryota; Metazoa; Arthropoda; Insecta; Diptera; Culicidae.